Molecule: messenger RNA, 564 nt
Organism: Brachypodium distachyon (stiff brome)
Lineage: Eukaryota; Viridiplantae; Streptophyta; Magnoliopsida; Poales; Poaceae
Product: hydrophobic protein LTI6B
Exons: 2
Coding region: 117-284 (55 amino acids)
Cellular component (GO): membrane
Source: RefSeq, a predicted model, not a curated record
AGGCUCAUUUCUAUACUCCCUCUUCCUGCUCUGCUCUCUGCUCUAGUUUACUCCAUCGACCCAAAGAGAGAAAAGAAAGCACUCAGAACUUGAGAUCAGCAUCCAGGAGAUCGGCCAUGGCGGGCACGGCGAACUGCAUCGACAUCAUCCUGGCCAUCAUCCUCCCGCCCCUGGGCGUCUUCCUCAAGUUCGGCUGCGGGCAUGAGUUCUGGAUCUGCCUGUUGCUCACCUUCCUCGGCUACAUCCCCGGCAUCAUCUACGCCAUCUACGCCAUCACAAAGUAGUUGAAUCAUCGAACCGAACCCUUGCUAGCAGUACCUACCUGUAAAGGGAUGUCUAUCUGUAAUUCUGUAUGCAUCGUGUAUGGGUGUUUUAUGUUUAUUAACUCCCCUAGUGGGAGAAUAUCUCUUUGUUGAAGUUAGAUCAUUCCUGCCCCCCCUGUUGAAGAUUGGAAUCAGUGCUUGUAUUCAGUGAGUUGGUUUCCUCAGUCUGCUUCUAGAUCUUCUGUAUGGGUGUUUUUUGAAGAUUUGGUAAUAAAGAAGCAUAGGGUUUCUGGAAAGUUAA